UCACACCAAAAGACAGUCACCAUGUCGUCCAGAGCCGGUCUCCGUUUCUUCAAUGCCUUCCGCCAACAGGCUGCCCGCACCGGCAAGCCCGUCGCCCAAAGACGUACCUAUCAGUCCGCAGCAGAGACCAAUGUCGAACCCCCACCAAACCAGUCUCGUCUCCAACAGCUCUGGCAGUCUCCCGUCGGUCCCAAGACCGUCCACUUCUGGGCUCCCAUCAUGAAGUGGGGUCUCGUUCUCGCUGGUGCUGCCGACUUCGCUCGUCCAGUCGAAUCGCUUUCUCUUUCCCAAAACGGUGCGCUCAUGGCUACUGGUUUGAUCUGGACCCGCUGGUGCUUCGUUAUCAAGCCCAGAAACCUUNUUGUACGUGCCAUCGGCCUCUCAUGGAACGUGAACCUCGCUUCCGUCAACUUCCUUCUCUUCUGCGUCGGCGCAACACAGGUCUCGCGUAUCCUUCUCUGGCAACAAGCUCAAAAGGGCGACUCCAUCCCCGAGGAACUCAAGAAGGCUGGCAAGCAGGAGGGUAGAGAGCUUGAGGCUAUUGCUAAGGACCCUAAGGGCGCCUAUGAGAACGCCAAGAAGGUUUGA
Aureobasidium musti is the source of this 588-nucleotide messenger RNA. Lineage: Eukaryota; Fungi; Ascomycota; Dothideomycetes; Dothideales; Saccotheciaceae. The record is from the annotation of a GenBank genome assembly.